Messenger RNA from Scleropages formosus (Asian bonytongue), 2510 nucleotides. Its product is annotated as 5-hydroxytryptamine receptor 3A-like. The coding region runs from base 430 to 1896 and encodes 488 amino acids. The record is from RefSeq and is a predicted model, not a curated record. Gene Ontology annotation, biological process: monoatomic ion transmembrane transport. Gene Ontology annotation, molecular function: transmembrane signaling receptor activity; extracellular ligand-gated monoatomic ion channel activity. The transcript is spliced from 9 exons. Lineage: Eukaryota; Metazoa; Chordata; Actinopteri; Osteoglossiformes; Osteoglossidae. Gene Ontology annotation, cellular component: postsynaptic membrane.
UCACACGUCGAGCUCGAGUCGCGCUGCUCCCCGAGGCGGUGGAGACGCGCGCGGCAGGGUUCGACCGCACGCACUGGCAACGCGGCACACCCUGUGACACCGUGCGGCCCCCGAACCCCCGACGCGACUGUCAUCGCACAGUCAUGACAUCAGUGUGGGCAACCCGGACUCGGCGCGCUCCUAUAACUACUUGAUCGGCCUUCGAACAAGUCUCGGAAAGUCAGUGGAAGGAAGGAAGGAAGGAAAGAGGCUCAUCAUCUCUCAGUCAGUCUGAGUCUCUCUCUCUCUCUGUCUGUCUGUCUGUGUCUGUCUGUCUCCGCUCCCACCCACACAGAAGGCAGCCCCGGCUCCACGGACACCUGCGGUGCGCGUCGCGUCGCGUCGCGCCCAGCCAGGCCAGGGCAGGGGCAGGGCAGGCAGGGGGUGGAAAUGAGGCUCGCAGCACCACUGUGGACAGCGCUCGGCGUCGUCGGACUGCUGCUGGGCGACUCGCGCGUCUCCUCCUCGGGCCGCUGCGCUUCCCCCAGCAGAAAAGAAGCAGGCCGUUUCUCCAACGCAACCCUGGUCCGACUCUCGGACUACCUGACCGAAGGAUACAGGAAAGGGGUUCGACCGGUGCGGAACUGGACCCGGUCCACCACGGUGGCUAUUGACCUCAUGGUAUACGCCAUUCUCAGCGUGGACGAGAAGAACCAGGUUCUGACAACAUACAUAUGGUACAGGCAGCAAUGGACAGAUGAAUUCCUUUUUUGGAACCCAGAGGAUUUCGAUAAUGUAAAGCAAGUGUCCGUGCCCAUCAGCAAUGUUUGGAUGCCAGAUAUUCUCAUCAAUGAGUUCGUGGAUGUAGGGAAAUCUCCAGAGAUUCCCUAUGUUUAUGUUGGGUUCGACGGGGUGGUGCAGAACUACAAGCCCAUCCAGGUGAUGACUGCAUGCAGCUUGAACAUCUACAACUUCCCCUUCGAUGUACAGAACUGCAGCUUGACGUUCCAGAGCUGGCUUCACACCAUUAAAGACAUCAACAUCUCCCUGCUGAGGACUCCUGAAGAGGUGAAGGUGGAUAAGAGUGUUUUCAUGAAUCAGGGAGAGUGGGAACUUCUUCACAUUCUGUCCAAGUACAACACCUUCAGCAUCGACGAGGAGGACUACUAUGCUGAAAUCAAGUUUAAUGUGGUGAUCCGCAGAAGGCCGCUGUUCUACACGGUCAGCCUGCUCUUGCCCAGCAUCUUUCUCAUGGUGAUGGACAUUGUAGGCUUCUACCUCCCCCCUGACAGUGGAGAGAGGGUGUCCUUUAAGAUCACGCUGCUGCUGGGCUACUCAGUCUUCCUCAUCAUUGUCUCGGAUACGCUCCCUGCCACCGCGAUCGGAACACCGCUCAUUGGAGUCUACUUUGUGGUGUGCAUGGCUCUACUGGUCAUCAGCCUCACUGAGACGGUUCUCAUCGUACGGCUGGUGCACAAGCAGGAUCUCCAGCCCCACGUCCCAGACUGGGUGAAGCGGCUGGUGCUGGAGAAGGCUACGGCGUUACUCUGUGUUCGGAACCGGCACAAGUUCGAUCCCAUAUCACCCAAAGGGCACGAUCUGCUGCACGUGAAAGGGAAUGGCAUGAACACGGCUCAAUGCAGCCACCAGAACAGCGAGGUGAAGAUGGAUGCGGGGAGCAGAGUAGGGGCAUCUUCGGGCACGAAGGGCUGUGAAGCAGUCUUGGACACCCUUCUGGCAGAGAUUUCGUCCAUCCGGCAGUUCCUGGAGAAGCGUGAGGAAUACCGCGGGAUCGCUCGGGAGUGGCUGCAGGUGGGCUACGUGCUGGACGUGCUGCUCUUCCGCAUCUACCUGACGACCAUGCUGGCCUACAGCGUCACGCUUGGCAUCCUGUGGUCCGUGUGGCAAUACGCCUGAGCGCUGGGCCAGAGAGUCGGUGGAGCGUGUAAGGAGACGCUCUGCAGCUGAGGAGAUGGGAAAGAACAAAUCUGUAUAGUAGAGGGAAGAAUGAGACACAACUAUAACUCACUUAACUGGAAAAACUAUGGACAAAAAAGCCACAGUGCAACAUGGAAAAUCCUAUAAAAAUCUCCUCUCCAUAUUAAAAAAUGUUGUUGAACACAACUGAAAGAGUCAGUCGUCAAUACCAUAAAACCAUUUUUAUUUAGACGGUAGAAAAUUAGUCCCAUCUCCAGUGCUGUUGUAAGAUUGCACUACAAGUGGUAAUGCCAAUAAUACAGAAUUUUGCUUUCUGCAAAAUAAUAUGGGCAGUGUAGGUAGCAGGAAUUUCGUGUUGCUUUGGCGUCUCAUGUUACUGUAAGGAAGACAAGUGCGCUCUAGAGAUAGAUGCUAACGUGGCCAUUCUCUGCAGUACUUGCUCCGCUACGUAUAUAGUGUUUAAAAUUUUAGAGACGACGAAGUGGCUCUGUCACUAACGUGUGUGAAGUAUAUAGAGCAAGUUUAUUGAUAUCAUAAUUUGCGGUUAUUCUUGUAGAAAAACAGCUCUGGAGUCAAGCUGUAUCCAUUGCAUU